Armigeres subalbatus is the source of this 2383-nucleotide messenger RNA. RefSeq names its product dentin sialophosphoprotein-like. NCBI's taxonomy places the organism in Eukaryota, Metazoa, Arthropoda, Insecta, Diptera, Culicidae. The record is from RefSeq and is a predicted model, not a curated record. The transcript has 7 exons. Bases 320 to 2185 code for a protein of 621 amino acids.
GGUGCCAUUUUGAAAUCGAUCUUGAGCUGCUAAUCUUGAGUUCGCGAAAUUGUUUAGUUUUGAUAAAUAUUUAACUAGGUACUAGCAAUAUUUACCUGAAAAGGAAUAAAAGUAAAAUAUAUGAAGGAUGCGGAGCCGUAUAAGGUGAUUUUGCAGUUCUGUAUGACGAAACCGCAACCAUGAAGAACGUGAAGAACAACUUGCAGAACAAAGCCAACCGGAGUUACCGGAGGAGUAAGGAAAGGACCAAUUUUCGGCAAAAGUAUCAGGCCUCAACUUUACGCUCAUUGAUAGACCUGCAGUUGCUCUCAAUCAGAGCAUGGGAGCUGGGCUAAGAGCAAAAAACGACGUGAUUGGCACAGAGAAUGACGGUGAAAGGGUAGUUUCUGUCAACCGUAAUGAUGCUGGUGGCAGUGGUGUUAGUAUCGACUCUGCAAGUGGUGAGGACGCUGUCGCGUUUGAGGUUGGCGUUAGCUCUAGACUAGACGAUACUGACACUGUAAGGUUGAGUGUGGGAAUUAAAAGAAAGUCCGACGAAGAUACUGACACUGCAUGUAGAAUGGACGAAAACAUGCUGGGCGAAGGCUUUGAACGCGAUGGCUCAAGUGGGAUUGACGUGAAUAUCAUUGCUGGAAAUGCUGGUAGAGGAGACGAAAAAACAAUCGAAGAAGCCUUCGAACUCGCUGGUUCAAGUGUGGUCGACGUGUGUAUCAUUGCUGAUACAGCGAGUGCAGGAGACGAAAAAACGAUUCACCGAGACUCUGGAGGCGCUGGCCUUAGUGGGAUUGGCAGGUCUAUCGUUGCUGAUGUUGCAAGAGUAAAAGGCGAGAAAACGUUCAACGGAUCCCUCAGAAGUGCUGGUCCAGGUAUGGUCGCCGAGUCUAUCGGUGCUGAUACUUCGAGUGCAGGAGACAGAAAAACAAUUUACCAAACCUUUGAAGCCGCCGUCCCAAAUCGGAUUCACGUGUCUACCGUUUCUGAUACCGCAAGUGAAGGAGACCCAAAAACGCUACAAGAAGCCUGCGGAAACGCUGGUACAAGUGGAGUCGGCGUAUCUGUCUACUCUGAUAAUGCUAGUAGAUUAGACGAAAAAAACAUUGGAGAAGCUUUUGCAGGUACUGGCCCAAGUGGAAUGGGCGUGUCAAAAGCUAGCAGAUGUGGAGCUAUAGCAGAAGAGGUUGAAAUUAUUGAUAAUGCUGACUUCAGUGGUACCGAACAGCUGGCAAAUGCUACCAUUAUGGAUGUCGGAAGUUGUCCUUCAAUAGAUAGUGUAGAUGGCACUGUUUUUGUUCCUAGCGUCAACUCAACGGGUUCUAGAGCUUCAUCCCGAAAGCGAUCAAUAGCCGCGAACAAAUCGAAGGUAUCAGCAAAAAACCAAAGAUUUACAUCGGUUGAAAUUGAGAAUUUAGUGUUUGAAUCGGAUGAUAGUAACGAGGAUGAAGAAGGCCAAGUCUCUGGAAACGCUGGUCUAAGUGGGAUUGCUGUGUCAAUCGUUGGCGAAGUUAAUGAUUUCGGAGGAGAUAUUAAUGUCGUCAAUGAUGCUAUUUUAAGUAAUUUCGGUGCAGCAGAAGCUAAUGGUUUGAAUGUUGGAGUUGGUACAGUAAUAGAUGUUAUAGAUGACACUGUUGCAGCCGCUAGCGGCCACUCAACGGGUUCUAAAGCUUUAUCCCAAAAACGUUUAAUUUCUAAAAACAAGUCGACGGUGCCAGCAAGAAUCCAAAGACUUACAUCAAAUGAAAUUGAACACCUAGUGUUCCAAUCGGAUAAUAGCGAUGCGGAUGACCAGAUGGACCCCAAGCAAAUGAAGCGUACUAAAAUAAACGUGGAAGGUGACGAUGACACUGAUGAUCCCAGUGGCGAUAGCAGUGGUUCAGAUGACGGAAGAAGUAUCGACAGUGAUAGUAAUAGUAGCGACGAAAGUGACGAGGUCAGCAAUGACAAUAGCGACGAUAGCGACGACACUGUCGAUAGCAGUGAAAGCGAUGACCUUAUAUUUGAGGAGAGUGAGAAAGACAUUGACAGCAUUAGGAGUACAUCCGUGGAAUGUAAUCGAAACGAUGCUUUAACGGGUACCGCGAAAAAUGGAUCAAGUGCUCAACAAAAGCAAACAAACAUUUUAUCGUUUUUUAUUGAUACUCGGAACUUGGAAUUUUGGUCAAUGGAAGGAGAUGCAAACGAAAUAUAGUUGGCUAGACUAUUCCAACGGAGGUUUAGGCUGCAUUAUUUGCAUCGAAGCAAACCAAGCAUCUUUCCAAAGACUUAAUGGUCAGCAUAGUACACCGUGGCUGACAUACAACAUUAAGCCAAGUAACACCGCUAACACCGCUUCGCAAUCUAGAACGUUGCGUAACAAAAUUUUUAAACACAAGAAUUCAACUACCCA